AAAAAUCGAAACAAGAGUUAAGAACGACGUCGUUGACAAGAAAAACUGAUACCCCGCGUAAACCUUUUUGCGAGUAUAAAUAUCUGAAGCAUCUUCUCGGCCUCUCCCCUCCUCCCUCCGUGUUUGAUUCCUGUCACGACGAACUCAAGCAAGAUGCCGGCGGCAAGAAGCAAUACAUCUGAUAGAGACGAUGAACCUUUCGUGGAGGUUGAUCCGACCGGUCGGUUCGGACGGUACAAUGAUUUGCUAGGUGCAGGUGCAGUGAAGAAGGUAUACAGGGCAUUCGACCAACACGAAGGGAUUGAGGUGGCUUGGAAUCAGGUGCGGUUAAGAAAUUUUAUAGAGGAUCCUGUGCUCAUCAAUCGGCUUCACUCCGAGGUUCAGUUACUCAGAACAUUGAAGAACAAGUACAUCAUUGUUUGUUAUAGUGUUUGGUUGGAUGAAGAGGAUACCUCCCUCAAUUUUAUUACUGAGGUUUGUACUUCUGGGAACUUGAGGGAUUACAGGAAGAAACAUCGCCAUGUGUCUUUGAAAGCUUUGAAGAAGUGGUCUAAGCAAGUUCUUGAGGGGCUGGAAUUUCUUCAUACGCAUGAUCCUUGUGUCAUUCAUAGAGAUUUGAAUUGCAGUAACAUAUUCGUCAAUGGAAACAGUGGUCAGGUGAAAAUUGGGGAUCUGGGGUUUGCAACAAUAGUGGGGAAAAGCCAUACUGCACAUUCGAUACUAGGCACCCCAGAGUUUAUGGCACCGGAACUCUAUGAAGAAGAUUACACUGAAAUGGUGGACAUUUACUCUUUCGGAAUGUGUUUGCUUGAAAUGGUGACGAUGGAGAUACCAUACAGUGAAUGUGAUAAUGUUGCCAAGAUAUACAAGAAGGUUACCUCUGGAGUAAAGCCUCAAGCUUUGAACAAGGUGGCUGAUCCUGAAGUCAAGGCUUUUAUAUUGAAGUGUAUAGCUGAGCCAAGAGCAAGACCUUCAGCUUCCGAUCUUCUCAAGGACACCUUCUUUUCUGAGGUCAAUGACGAUGAAACUGUACCAGCCACCGCUUGAUGACAUUUCAGAUGAACCAUGUGCCUUCAGUUAGCCAUUAACUCCCGUCUAAUCAUGGGUUUCGGCCGAAGGUGAAGCUUCAAACAAUCUGUAUCUAUCUCUCCAUUUUCUUCUUGAUGUUUCAUGUAGCCAAGCAGUUCCAGGUUGAAUUGAAAGCAACAAUUGUAGUGGUUUCCGUUUAGAUGGGUUAAACCAUUCUGGUAACUGGCUUUCAAUGUAAAUCUGCUGUGCUAACUACGUACCAAGAAUGAUUUGCAGUCAAUUUUCAUAUUUUUCUAUCC
This is a messenger RNA of Populus trichocarpa (black cottonwood), 1328 nucleotides long. RefSeq names its product probable serine/threonine-protein kinase WNK11. Gene Ontology annotation, biological process: protein phosphorylation; intracellular signal transduction. Gene Ontology annotation, molecular function: protein serine/threonine kinase activity; ATP binding. The transcript has 3 exons. The coding region runs from base 154 to 1047 and encodes 297 amino acids. The record is from RefSeq and is a predicted model, not a curated record. Gene Ontology annotation, cellular component: cytoplasm. NCBI's taxonomy places the organism in Eukaryota, Viridiplantae, Streptophyta, Magnoliopsida, Malpighiales, Salicaceae.